Molecule: messenger RNA, 732 nt
Organism: Lathyrus oleraceus (garden pea)
Lineage: Eukaryota; Viridiplantae; Streptophyta; Magnoliopsida; Fabales; Fabaceae
Product: protein MAIN-LIKE 1-like
Exons: 3
Coding region: 244-732 (162 amino acids)
Biological process (GO): meristem maintenance; meristem development
Source: RefSeq, a predicted model, not a curated record
CGAAGACGAGGUGCAGAUGGUAGGAUUCCAGUCCGCACGUUAGACCGGGGUGCAUCUUCAUCUGCAGCGGAGCCGGCUGGAUAUCCAGGAGGGUCGUACGAUACGUCUCUUUUGGUGAAGUACGAGCAUCAUGUUGCUCGACAUUUAUGGUUCGGUGAGGAAAGAGGUCCAAAGAAAGAGUUGAAGGUUGCUGGACAUGGACUGAAGUUGACUUCUAGGGUUCCAUUGGCUCUUCCACCACAGAUGGAGAGUUGGGUAUCUAGAUCCGGUUUAUCUUCACUGCAGAGAACCAGUUUGAACAAGAUAGACACAAAUCUUGUCUCUGCAUUUGUGGAAAGAUGGCAUCUAGAGACAUCUUCAUUUCACAUGCCGUUUGGUGAAAUGAGCAUUACUUUAGAUGAUGUCGCAUGUCUACUUCACUUGCCCAUCAAGGGUAUCUUCUGGAGUCCUCGGGAUGUGACUGAAGAGGUAGCUGUUGAACUUGUUGUUGACUACCUAGGAGUGUCACGGGGUCAGGCACAGUCACAUGUUCGUAGCUGCAGGGGGUCGUAUUACAAGUUGGAGUGGUUAUACGAUUUAUUCGUACAACAUAGAGCUGCUUCCAACUGGGCAUAUGCGACUAGAGCGUUUGUAUUUUAUAACAGUGUUGGAUUCACGAGUACUUUCCAACUGUUGGAAAAAGAGGGGAGAAUUGGAAACCUGUUGAUAACCGUGGUCUUCCUCGAGCGAUGA